Messenger RNA from Vollenhovia emeryi, 2555 nucleotides. Its product is annotated as tetratricopeptide repeat protein 25-like. Lineage: Eukaryota; Metazoa; Arthropoda; Insecta; Hymenoptera; Formicidae. Gene Ontology annotation, molecular function: protein binding. The transcript has 6 exons. The record is from RefSeq and is a predicted model, not a curated record. Bases 32 to 1867 code for a protein of 611 amino acids.
UACGUUAUUAAAAAACGUUCAAUAGAUCAUCAUGUCGGCGUUGAAGAAGGAAGACACUCCCGAAGUCUUCAGGGAGGCUAUCCUUUAUCGUGAAUGGGGCUAUCGACUGGCCAGUCUGGGCAGAUACCUCUUGGCCAUAGAUUAUUUCGAAAAGGCGUCCAAAUCGGCCGAGGUCGAGGACCUUAGAACGUUAAUUGGCCUCUACAAAGCGCUCAUUAAAUGCACAAAAUAUUUCGCGGCAGAAAAACUGUCGGAGAAAUGUAUGAAAAUAGAUCCCGGUCAUUAUAAAGUACGGCAGAUGCGAAUGGAGGCGCUUUUCCAGAUCGGUGAGUUCGGUCACAGUCUGGUUCACGCCUACGUGGGUGUGCGACGGCACAGGGUGACCUUUGAGCACGGCGUAUAUCAGGCAAACGAGACCAUCGAAGAUUGCAUCGGCCGGAACACGUCGCCCGUCGCGCUGCUGCUGCUCUACCCGUGGAUACAGUGCUUGUGGCAGCACCGCGAGCUCCUGAUCGGCAAGGUCGAAGAGGAGGAGGACCAGCUCGAAGAUGUCGUAGAGGACGAGGAGAGAUUCAAGGUGAACGAUCCCCGAGUGCAACGGCAGGCACGAAUGGAAAGACUGCAGCGCGUCAUAGCGAAAACGGAUAUGGGUUAUUUGACGAUCGAUAGGGAUUUUCUCGAGGACCUUGUGAAGCGGCCAGAGAUCGUGGCUUCGCUGAGCAAGAGGUCGACUGCCGAGCUGCUGGCCCUAGCGAGUGCUUGCUAUCGCAAUGCGAUGUAUCUGCAGGAUCUUCUGCGUAUGAGACGGCCGCUUUACGUUACCCUCUUCCGGCGACGUAAGAUUCCAAAGGGUCGCAAAAUGAUGAUAGAACAAGAGCGAAAAUUGCGAAGGAACAUCGUCAUUGUAAAGGCGGAUUUUCUUUUGCGCCUCUUGCAAGCCGCGAGGAUCAACAAGGACUACCCGGCCUUCUUCAGACUCGUCGGUCACAUUAAGGACAACUUCGACGCUUACUCGGACAAGUUGUUUCCGUUGAAGCAAAGGUGUCUGAACGCGCUGUACAAAACGGUGGCACAAGUGUACCUCGACACGCGUAAUUUAACGUGUCUGGACAACGAGGAAAUGAAGACGAGAUAUGUGAAGCAUCAUUUGGGAAUACGAGUCGCAACGUUGCCCCGAGACAGUGAUCUCGCGUGGAUGCCGACUGUAAAUCCGAAGGAGACGCUGAAGGUGUUCCGGAGGAGAUUAGCUAUGGCAUCCGCACCGCUCGAGCUCGCCUGGCUGCACCAUGAAUUUUGCAAGUUUCUCUUCGGCAUACGUCGCCUCGAUCUGGCCAGAUUCUACGCCAAGAAGGGACACGAUAUGGCACGGAAGGCAAACUGUGACCAAUGGGUCCUGAACAUCGAUCAUCUGAUGCUGCGAAUAGAGAUCUAUCAGAAUAACCGGAACGAGGCGAGAGACAUCGCGAUUCUAACGCUCGCGCACGCCAGAAAGCUUAAUAUCGAUUGUCUGAUAGAUUUCUAUGAAAGGGCUAUGAGGGUCGUGGACGAGCUGGACGCGGAGCGUAGCGGCGACUUUGACGGCAUCGCUGCCAGGCAACAGCUUAUCCUCGAGCUGAUGCCGAAGGAGAUGAAGGGGGAGGUGGAUUUUCUGUGGCGGCGAAUGGACGUCGUGCCCGCCGAGAGGAGACUCUCCGUUAUGCCGGGCUGCAAGCCGAUCGAUCGAAAGUUCAAAAUGCCGUCCACGCGAAGAACCAUAUUACCCAGCCCGCCGAAGGACCCGGUGAGGGACGCGAGGAUCGCUCUGUUAAAGCAGCAUGCCCUGCCGCGCAGGCGACCGGGUUUCGUGAAUUUUCAAGAGUUCGAAUAAUCGAUCUUCAGUCGGCUCGCAAACAGUCGUGUUUUCGCAUUGUUUGCGCCGCAAUUCAUUGCAAAUUAUCGCCGGAUAAUCAACGCCAGCCGCAGAUGUAACGAUUCGCAUUCGCGAAUGGACUCAUUCGACCGUUACGUUAUUAAUGCGCAUUUGCUCAUUUCAUAUUUAUCGAAAGCCAUUAAAAAUCUGUACCUCUGGCGACGCGAGAUUAUUCGAUUACUCGGUAAUAUUUAUUUCAUAAAUAAUUACCAAAGUUUUUUUUUCAAUUUAACAGUUUCUAUUUCACGUUGAUGGAGGCAAUUUAUUUGUUUACGUUUUGUAGUAGGAAAAAUACACACAUUUAGAAUACGCUCGCUUUGAUACUCGUUAGAGUAGCCUCAUGCUGCUUUCUAUCUUCGUCGGAACCAAGGGGGGUAACCACUUUAUGUAAUCAUGGGACAGUAUCUCCGAAAUUAUUAUAAAAUCCUUACAAAAUCCCCAUGUAAUCGUUUUGCCUUUAUUUUUCAGUUUCUUCACUUGUUAGACAAUGAACAUAAAAUUUCAACAUUUUCCCAACUUGUUUUCAUUUCCCCCCAAAAUUUACCUCUUUUAGUGAAUAUUCAAAUAUAUAUCAUAGUUCACGAUUUUAUAAGCGCGUAUUACUUUUUUCAUAAUAAGACUGAAGUAGUUGCUAGGACAGUGAGAC